AUGCCUUCUACUUCUUCUUCUUUCUUCUCUUCUCCGUUCUUCCCUCUCAAUUCCAUAUUUACUGGAAGAAGAAGAGCCAGAGGGAGCGCCCCCGAUGAGGUAGCUUUGAUCAGAGCUGCUGCUUGGGCUUGGUACCAACAAGGGUCAGGAUCUCAAGGGAUCAAUAAGCCGCCAACCAGAGAGUAUGACAUCACGAGGACUCGCAGAGUGUACCAGCCUUCUCGUUACAGGAUCGAAGCUAUCAGAAGAAUGGCCAUGGCCAAGGAAGAACACCAACACCAACACCAACACCAACAUGCAGUCGUUGUUCCUGAUCCUGAGAUUACGAUGUCAAACUCUGGGCCGCAGUUAUUGGCGCCGAGUGAUCCAGUCCACGCAGCUAAUUCUUUACUCGAUUCAUAUCGAGUGCAAACGACGGCCAGUGACACCACCUCCGAUUAUUUCCAGAGCAGUUUCGUCGUCGACGUGGGAGGUCACCAUCAUCGGCAGAGAAACAACUGUUCGUUGCCGUCGUCAUCAUCAUUAUCAUCCCCAGAAAGCAUCACGAGCAGCAAUAAUAAUAGCAUGAGCAUCAAGCGGGAGGAGAAGAGAUCAAUCGGUCUUUGGUUGUGGAGAAGACGGGCAGUGAUUUGUGGAAGGAGUGAAGAUGUCGUCGUGGAUAAUUCGACAGUUUUCAGGAGGAGUGCCCACGGCCUAUAA
This is a messenger RNA of Punica granatum (pomegranate), 699 nucleotides long. NCBI's taxonomy places the organism in Eukaryota, Viridiplantae, Streptophyta, Magnoliopsida, Myrtales, Lythraceae. The record is from RefSeq and is a predicted model, not a curated record.